CCCUCUCUCUCGCUCUAUUCUCUCUCUUCCUCCACUGUGUCAUUUGGAAGCCUGAGCCCCACGCGGCCACUUCACCGGCACGUCCAAAAAGACAGCCCCGGGAUCAAGGUGGUGGAGGAGGAGGUGGAGGUGAGGAGAGAGAGAGCGAGAGAGAGAGAGAGAGGGGAGGGAGGGAGUGAUAGAAGACGAAGAGGAGGAGGAGGAAGAGGAUAGAGAGAGAGAAGGGGAGAGAGACAACAGAUCCACGUAGGGAAGCACAUGGACAGAACAUUUAGUUCCCGGCAUGUGAGAUGAGAGAGCGCCGGGUCUUGAACUGAACAGUCGCGGGUGAAGCAGCAGCAGCAGCACGGAGGCUGUGAGAAGAAGAAGAGCAAGAAGAAGAAGAACAAGAAGAAGAAGAAGAAGAAGAAGAAGGGGCGUACGGGCGACUGUUACCGUGUAACGCCCAAGUGCAGAAAUGACCACUGAUCAGGAUUUACCUAUGGAUGCCCAGUCAGCCAAAGCCAUAUUUGCGGCAAAGGGCAUCGAUAUAACACCCAACAAAGACCAAGGAGUCAUCAAGGUCGUGAAGCGUCCAGGAUUAAAUGGAAACCAACCGAUGAUUGGAGACAGAGUGACUGUACACUACACUGGAAAGCUGCUCACAGGGAAGAAGUUUGACUGCAGUCGAGAUCGUAAAGAACCUUUUUGCUUCAAUCUGGGAAAAGGACAAGUCCUCAAGGCGUGGGACAUCAGUGUGCUGUCCAUGCAGGAAGGAGAGGUGUGCACGUUACUGUGUAAACCAGAAUACGCGUAUGGAUCUUUAGGAAGUCCCAACAAAAUCCCUCGCAACUCCCUCAUAGUGUUUGAGAUGGAGCUGCUCAAGUUCGAAGGAGAGAAGCUCACGGAUGACGGCGGCAUCAUUAGAAGAAUAAAGGUCAAAGGGGAGGGAUACACAAAUCCCAAUGACGGAGCAACUGUAAAAGUGCACCUGGAGGGGAGCUGUGCUGGUCGACUGUUUGACUGCAGGGACGUCACCUUCGUUGUCGGUGAGGCCGAAGAUAAAGGCAUUCCGCUGGGAGUCGACCGAGCCAUGGACAAGAUGCAGAGAGGGGAGUGCUGUGUACUUUACCUACAACCAAAGUAUGGAUUUGGAAGCGAAGGUAAAUCCGAGUACAAAGUUGGACCAGACAAAGACCUUGUUUACGAAGUCUCCCUCAAAGAGUUUCAAAGUGCAAAAGAGUCCUGGGAAAUGGAUUUGAUUGAGAAGCUGGAUUUGGCUGUUGGCGUGAAACAUAAAGGGAAUCAGUAUUUUAAGGCUGGGAGAAUCUUCCAGGCCGUCAUCCAGUACCAGCGCAUUGUUUCCUGGCUGGAGAUGGAGUGUGGUACUGGGAUGGAUCAGCAGAAGAAGAUACAAGACGUUAUCGUGACGGCCCACCUUAAUUUAGCAUUGUGUUUCCUGCGGAUGAAGGAGUUCUCCCAAGUAGUGGAGAACUGCAAUAAGGUGAUUGAGAUUGAAGAGCACAACGAGAAAGCUCUGUACCGUCGUGGGGAGGCACGUCUCCACCGCAACGAGUUCAGCCUCGCUCUGGUAGACUUUCAGCUGGUGCUUCAAUUCAACCCCUCGAAUCGAGCGGCCCGGGCUCAGAUUUCCGUCUGUCAGAGCAAGAUGAAGGAACAUCACGAACAGGACAAGAAGACCUAUGCUAACAUGUUCCAGAAAUUUGCUGAACGGGACGCCAAGACUGGGAAACCGAAGAGGAGGCGGAAUGAGAGCACGAGGAGCAUCAUGAACGGAGAAGUGGGAAUCAAACGGCGGCGGAGUAGUCAGGACUGCCCGUCGUACCAGUGACACUUGAAAAGGGGGAAAAGACAAGCCUCCUUUUGCUUUCCAAGCCCGGGCAGCAGAGGCAAGGACAAAGUCAAAUAAAAGCCUCUAAUCCAAACCUCUUUAUCCCAAAAUCCAGCGUCACCAUUCCUGCAUAUAAAACAGAGUGUAAGCAGGAACAUUUCCAAGCCAAACAGCGUCUCUCCUGUCACAUGGACUGUGCUACUGCCAGGACGCUCAUCCCUGUGGAUUUAGUGCAGCAGAAUCAGUGAAUUAAGAUCUGGUGAGCUCUCCUAGCCCUGUUAAAAUAUAUCAAGUUUAUCCAGAAACACAGAGGAGUUCCACUUCCCUUGUCUUUAGGCUGUGUAGUGCUGAGAUGUGCCUCGACAGUAUGUUUCUGAUUCCAAAACUGCACUGUCAGACCUAUAUUUGGUAUUAAGCCUUUUCUCGGGCAGCUGCAUGCACGUGUCACAAGAUGUUUGGGAUUCAGACUUGAAACUUUGCAAUUUUUUUUUAUUUUUUAUGUGCACUAUGUACUUUGGAUAUAAGGUGUUAAAACAUCCCGAUAGAUCAUUGGUGUGUUAAAGGAGAACACGAUCAAUUUUAAGAUGUAAGAAAAGUAAAUAACCAUCAAUGUUUUGCUUCGAUAUUGAGUAUAGACAUUCAGACAAGCCUGAAAUAAUUUAACGAUGGGAAAUACCGAAAAAAGACAAAUCAAGAACUUACCAAAAUUAAAAUCUCCUUCACCCACGAACGUUCAAUAUCGUGAGAAAUAAACUGAAAUGUUCCUCCUCGUGUUUCCGAUCAGCAAAAGCAGAAGCAGAGACGAGAGACUAAAAAAAGCACAAACUACUAACAUAUGUACUGUCUUUAGUAAGCGACUACAUAUAAAGGGUUAAAUAUUUUUUAUUGUCUAUAAAAGAACUGUUGGAAAGAUUAUUUAUAGAAAUACAAUUCAAAUUUAGCAGUUUGUUUUUGGGCAAGGACUAAGCAUCGUGUCUGGCUUGAGUUAGACCACGGUUGUGCAUGCACUAAAAUAAGUUAUUCAUGAAUACAUGCAUGUUGGGCCAUUAUUCAUUUGUUGUACCGUUAUAUUUUGUCUUUAAAACCCAGAAGGCAGUAAAAACAGCAGAUGAUAGACUUCUUUGGGCAUGAUAACAGAAAAAACAAACAAUCUAUAUGGACUGAUUACAAUUUAAACCGAAGGCAGCUUAAAAAUCCUUAAUCAAAAUAAAGCGCAACUGUCAAACUAUAUAUAUAUAUAUAUAUAUAUAUAUGCGUUGAUCUAUCGGCUAACAGCACAGCAAUGAUUGUCAACGCACACACACUUUUAAUCAAACAAGUGAAUGCAUGCUGCUUUACCUUUACUGUCAGAAAAAUGUAUCAUGUGAUUCAAUCUUACCUCGAAGAGAAGGCAUUUGAUCAUGAAAUCAGCCCCAACCCCACCGCCGUGUCUGACAGGGCGGACCCACCGGUGUUGUCUGUGUGCGUGCAGGCGGGAGACAGACACACAAAUCACAACUAAGAUAUAAAAAAAUUCUUUAAAAUCUUCAGAACCACAGUUUUUCUUUCAGUCUUUCACAAAUUUCACCAUUUCCUUUAAACUCUGGUAAUGUGAUCAACUCCAUAAUUUCACAUCGGUGCCGUUCUUUUGUUUUUGCCUCAGCCCCAGAAAAGGUGUCUCUUGAUUUCACUGCAUCUAUUUUGUGUUUUGUUUUUAUUUUUUUUAAACGUGUGAAUGUCAGUGGAUAGUGGACAACGAUGCACUUUGGUGACUGUAAAACCAACACUUAUCUUUCAUGAAAAUGUCUGGAUCAAAUCCGGACAAUAAUCUCCAGAUGUUUUAUAAUCGGUUGGUUCAGAAUGAAAACCUUAGCUGUCUUAAAUAUUUUGUGUAAAAUGUCAACCGUGUGUAUGUGUGUGUGUUUAAUAUAUACUGUUGUAUGCUAGCAAGGUUUUUAAACUGCUUGUUGCUAAAUGUUUUCAAGUACUGCUGGCUCUGAACAUUCAAACAUUUUGUACAGUGGAAAUGAGCAUGAAGUACUUUUUUCCUUAGGCGAUUAUACAGAAUAUUUAUCCCCCUCUGUCGACUGCAGAUAGAUUUACAGGCCUCUUACUGCUACUUUCAUCACUUUGUGAAUUUCAGGAAUAUUUUUGGGGGGGCUUUGACAACAACAAGCAGGAGAACAUGCAGUGGGUUCAACUGCAGCCUGUGAGCUUGGUUUUAUUAGAAAGUGAAGUGUUACUGUUUGUCAUAUCAAAUGUUUUAAAUGUAAUCAAAAGAUCAUUGCCCUGUACAGCAAAGUGUGAGCGUUGUUUUAAACCAGCAUUUAUGCAAAAGAAAUAUUUUCAGACAAAAAAACA
Messenger RNA from Platichthys flesus (European flounder), 4171 nucleotides. RefSeq names its product FKBP prolyl isomerase 5 (gene fkbp5). The record is from RefSeq and is a predicted model, not a curated record. The transcript is spliced from 11 exons. Lineage: Eukaryota; Metazoa; Chordata; Actinopteri; Pleuronectiformes; Pleuronectidae. The coding region runs from base 458 to 1831 and encodes 457 amino acids. Gene Ontology annotation, molecular function: protein binding; peptidyl-prolyl cis-trans isomerase activity.